Molecule: messenger RNA, 2223 nt
Organism: Eremothecium cymbalariae DBVPG#7215
Lineage: Eukaryota; Fungi; Ascomycota; Saccharomycetes; Saccharomycetales; Saccharomycetaceae
Gene: CDC5
Product: polo kinase CDC5
Exons: 1
Coding region: 1-2223 (740 amino acids)
Biological process (GO): regulation of protein localization to mitotic spindle pole body; regulation of cytokinesis; mitotic cell cycle
Cellular component (GO): cytoplasm; centrosome; nucleus
Molecular function (GO): ATP binding; protein binding; protein kinase activity
Source: RefSeq, a predicted model, not a curated record
AUGUCAGCGCCACUUCAGAUAGUCAAUGACAAGCAAUUGAAUACACGUUCUAAUGCUAAUGUUCAUACCCCUGUGAAGCAGCAUCAUGCGAAGCGUCCGGAUCUGGAAAGAGGUCAUCACGAUCAUAACCGUCAGCCACCGCAGAAGAAGAAGAAAGAGAAGCUCUCAGCUUUGUGCAAGACGCCGCCUUCAUUAAUUAAGACGAAAGGGCGGGAUUAUCAUAGGGGGAUGUUUUUGGGUGAGGGUGGGUUUGCUCGUUGUUUCCAGAUGAAGGAUGAUAGUGGGAAGAUAUUUGCGGCCAAGACGGUGGCCAAGAUUUCUAUCAAGUCGGAGAAGACGAGGAAGAAGUUGCUUUCUGAGAUCCAGAUUCACAAGUCUAUGCGGCAUCCGAAUAUUGUCCAGUUUACAGAUUGUUUUGAGGAUGACACCAAUGUGUAUAUACUUUUGGAGAUUUGUCCCAAUGGUUCUUUGAUGGAUUUAUUAAAACAGCGCAAGCAGCUCACCGAGCCUGAGGUUCGGUUCUUCACGACGCAGAUCGUGGGGGCUAUAAAAUACAUGCAUAGCAGGCGUAUUAUCCACAGGGAUUUGAAAUUGGGGAACAUCUUUUUCGACAAGCAUUUCAACUUGAAAAUAGGUGAUUUUGGUUUGGCAGCUGUUUUGGCAAACGACAGAGAACGCAAAUAUACCAUUUGCGGCACUCCAAACUAUAUUGCCCCGGAGGUACUUACAGGCAAGCACACAGGACACUCUUUUGAAGUCGAUGUAUGGUCCAUUGGGGUGAUGAUAUAUGCUUUGUUGAUCGGCAAGCCGCCAUUUCAGGCGAAGGAAGUGAAUACGAUAUACGAAAGAAUUAAAGUGUGCGAUUUUAAUUUCCCCAGGGACAAGCCCAUCUCUUCGGAGGCUAAAGUAUUGAUCAAAGAUAUUUUGUCCUUGGAUCCUUUAGAACGGCCGUCGUUGACUGAGAUUAUGGAAUACGUAUGGUUUAGAAAUGUGUUUCCCAUGAGAAUAAACGGAGAUGUCUUAAACUUUGUGCCUGAAUAUCACGAUUUAGACUUGCAAGAAUCUUUGAUUAACUUUAAAAGCUGUAUGGCAAAAUGUGGCUUGUUAAGCCCAUCCGCUGCCGCUGCCGCAGCAGCAGUAAUGACUGGAACAUCAAUCGAACCAGCAUCUGGCAGAUCGUCUGCUGCCACAGUCGCCGCACUAGUAGGCAGAGGCGGCAGCGUCGGCGGCGGGGCAACCACCACGACCACAACCACGACCAACAAUGACCACUUUAUCCAAUUCACAAAGAAUGGGAAUAAUAAAGAAUCACCAGGAGGCGAAUCCAACAAGGCCGUACUACCCCAUUCUUUAUCCCCAGGCGGCACCAGAUACAAGUAUAAAGAGAUUGUGGAUGUGGAAACACAGAGGAAACUUAACGACCUGGCACGCGAAGCGCGCAUCAGGCGAGCACAGCAAUCAGUGCUCAAACAAUCGCUAGUGGCUAGUUCCACGAAUUUUAUCAAAUCAGAAAUCUCCCUCCGAAUCUUGGCCAGCGAAUGCCACAUGACUUUGAACGGACUACUGGAGGCCGAGGCCCAAAAGAGGAUGGGCGGGUUACCAAAGUCGCGGUUACCAGAAGUACAACACCCGAUCGUAGUGACCAAGUGGGUAGAUUACUCGAACAAACACGGGUUUGCUUAUCAGCUAUCCACCGAUGACAUUGGCGUUUUAUUUAACAACGGUACCACAGUGCUAAAAUUAGCCGACGCUGAAGAGUUUUGGUACAUUAGCUACGACGAUAGAGAAGGCUGGGUCGCAAACCACUACAGUCUAGUUGAAAAACCGAAAGAGUUGAACAGACAUUUGGAAGUUGUAGAUUUCUUUUCCAACUACAUGAAUUCCAACUUGAGCAGAAUCUCAACCUUUAUUCGUGAAUCAUAUCACAAGGACGAUGUAUUUCUACGGAGGUUCACCCGUUACAAGCAGUUUGUCAUGUUUGAGUUGAGCGACGGCACUUUCCAAUUCAAUUUCAAAGACCAUCACAAAUUCGCAAUCUCACAAAGCGGCAAGUUAACAACCUACAUAUCGCCAGACAGACAGAGUUUCACUUAUCCAACCGUAGGAAUUUUGAAAGCUGAAAAGGUCCCUGGCCAUCCAGAAAUCGGCUUCAUGGAAAAGUUUGUUAUGAUGAAGGAAGGUUUAAAACAAAAAUCGGCCAUUGUUUCAGUAGCACAACAGUAG